CACAGCCUUGCUCGCCGCGGCGCUCGCUCAGUCUUCCUCCCGCUCCUGCUCCGGCUCCUCCUCCUCCUCCUUCCCUCCCGCCGCCGCUCCCGCAGCCGGCUUCCAGCGGCGGGCGAGCGCGCCUCCCCCUCCGUUCCCUCCCUCCCCCUCCUCUCGCUCUUUGCCGGCUAACUUUCCCGAGCCCCGACCUGCGGCGCAGAGCUCCGGGGCAGCUUGGUGGCCGAAUGCCGACCUCGGGCGGAGAGCGCGGUUGUGCCCAGUGUUCCAUCCCCGCGCCCCUGGCGCGCUCCGGAGAGAACAGGACUAUGCCCGGGGCUGGGGACCGAGGCAAAGCCCCGGCGAGAUGGCUGGGCACUGGGCUUUUGGGUCUCUUCCUGCUCCCCGUAACCCUGUCGCUGGAAGUGUCUGUGGGAAAGGCCACCGACAUCUACGCUGUCAACGGCACGGAGAUCCUGCUGCCCUGCACCUUCUCCAGCUGCUUUGGCUUUGAGGACCUCCACUUCCGGUGGACCUACAACAGCAGUGAUGCGUUCAGGGUUCUUAUAGAGGGAACUGUGAAGAAUGAGAAAUCUGACCCCAAGGUGACGUUGAAAGACGAUGACCGCAUCACUCUGGUGGGCUCUACUAAGGAGAAGAUGAACAACAUUUCUAUUGUGCUGAGGGACCUGGAGUUCAGCGACACGGGCAAAUACACCUGCCAUGUGAAGAACCCCAAGGAGAAUAAUCUCCAGCACCACGCCACCAUCUUUCUCCAAGUCGUUGAUAGACUGGAAGAAGUGGACAACACAGUGACACUCAUCAUCCUGGCUGUCGUGGGCGGGGUCAUCGGGCUCCUCAUCCUCAUCCUGCUGAUCAAGAAACUCAUCAUCUUUAUCCUGAAGAAGACUCGAGAGAAGAAGAAGGAGUGUCUCGUGAGCUCCUCGGGGAAUGACAACACGGAGAACGGCUUGCCUGGCUCCAAGGCAGAGGAGAAACCACCCUCAAAAGUGUGAGCCCUGCUUUCGGCUGGGCAGCUGCAGGGAGCCCCCUUUCUGAUGAUGAAACUGAUGCUUGAGCCCCGUCCGUAGAACCCACGUGCCUGAGACAUCUGCUGCUUGGCUCAAACUGUAGUCUUUCCGGGCACAAGAAACCGGAGUCCUGCCCAGCCUGCCCAUCCCCUUCCCAGUCAGGGCUCCCCAGGGACAAGGGAUGGCCAGUGGAGGGGGUCUGUGGAAGAUUCAAGAGCAAGAAAGGAGAGGCUAGGGUGGUGUGGAGGGGCUGGUCCCCUGACACCUGGGCAGAUGGGAUCUCCUUCGGUCUCCCCACCCUGCACAAGCGGGGCCUUGGUUUUCCUCCAGACUCCUCUUCACAGGGGACUGGGGGGAUCCGUGAAGGCUGUCCUAAGAGCUGGGCCCUGGAGAUGGGGUGUAGGAAGAGGUGGCUUCCUCUGGAGGUGGGAGGGGGCUCGAGGGUUCUGGAAAAGACCUGGGUGGGGGCUGCUGGGGGCGGGCCCACAGUGAGAGCUGCCUUGGCUUCACAGGAUGCCAGACUCCCCCCAGACCCCCAAGUAGGGAACUUCCUUUCCCCUGCCCCAGGACCCUAUGUGCCUAUCCCCUCCCCUGUUCAGAGUUUUUCAGCCCUCCCAACCAGGGCUGGCUGCCUUGGUCUUGAGAGGUCCUGCCCACCUAGCCUGUUCCUCUGCUCUCUGGGUUACUGAGGGGCUGAGGAGGGGCCCCCAUGAGCCUUCCUGCAGCACCUGAGUGCUCCCUAUACCUUUCCUAGUAUUCUACUUGGGGAAUUGGGCCACAGGGGUAGCAAGCCAGUGUCCUGGGUCUCUGGGAUGCCUGCCCCAGCCCUGUCAAAGCUGGCAACCCUUCCCCUGGCAUGGCAGGACCAUGGCCACUCCAGGCACCCCUGAGCCCAGCUCUGCCCUGCUCCUCCCCUUCCCACCUGAGAGGCUGCACCCUCCAACCUCCCAUUGGCUCACUCCUCCCGAGCCGUCCACCACACCUCCGUCUUCCCUGUCCCCAGGGUUGUUCAUUUCCCAGCCCUGGGUCAAGGCCUGCCUUCACCUCAGGAACUCUCUUCCUUUGGAUGAGGGGGUCCUUGGGCUCCCAGCUGCUUCCUGCUCAGCUGGGCCACCCCCUCCCACCCUAGGGUUGGGGAGGAGCAGGGAGUGGGUGCCCACAGUUUUCCUUUGCUUCUCUCAGAGGUGGUUUGCACGCCCCUUGUGUGUGGGGCUAGACUGUGCCUUAGUCCUGAGUCUUAUCCCUUACCCCCACCCCCCUACCCCCGCCCCGUCCCUCUCCAGCCGGUAUGUUCUGACAUAACAGCAGAGCCCGGUGUGGUGCUGGUGAGGGUUCGCCAGCCCUCCCCUCCCCAGGGUCAUAGAGGGGGCCGUGAGGCUGGAACUGGUCAGUGAUUGAAUCUUGGAGACAUUGGCCAGGUGCUCCCACUGGGGUUCCUAGCCUGCCCUAGGGGGAAGUGGUGAUGUUGGAGUGGGAUCUCCUGAUGGAGCCCAUUGUGUGAGUACCUGUGGGGCAGACCUGGUGAGGCCAGGGAUGGCAGGGAAAAGUGACAACAGGCUUCUCUGCCUGUCUGCUUCCAAUCCCUCUCUACUUUACUGAUUUUCUGAUGCCCCGUCCUCUGGGCCCCUAGGAGGGAUGAGAGAGGAGUAGCCCUCUUUUGCAGAGAGUUUGGGGUCUGCCUUAGCUCUCCCUAUCAAAAAGCAGCUGCAAGCCUCUUGAGGGUGGGGGUGGGGUAGUCUGAGGAGCAGUAGCACCUGCGGGGUGCCCGUGGCUGUGGCCAGUGUCCCUUAGCCAACCUGCUGGGCGCACCAGUUCCCCAUCUGAUCUGCCUGUGCUCCUCCCAUUCUUCUCUACCUAGCACCUGUCAUGGGCUGGGAUUCAGAUUUUCCUGGCUUUGGGAGCAGACAAACCAGAGCCACCAGCCAUGCAGAAAACUUACAACUGCCUUCAUGCAAAACUGCUUUCUUCUUCCUUCUCAAUGGCAACAUUUGAAGAGGCAGAGUACCUUGGGGCUCCUCUUUCUGUCUUAAGAGGAUGCCAAGGCCCGUAGAGUGGGGAGAGGAAGGGUACCAUUCUCUCUUUCCUCCCCUGGGUCUGCUGCUGACUUCUAGAUGGGUCAUGUAGAUUUUCUGGGCUCAGCUCUUUCCAUCCAUCAAAUGGGUGUAAUAAUACUUACCUACCUCACAGGACUGUUGUGAGGCUUGGUGAGUUUUGUCUAAAAACAUCUUUUUGGCUUGGAAAGGGAUCUGGGAAGCCAGGUAUUAAUUGGAGGGAUAGCUCCAAGUCUGUCCUGUCUUCAUCUCUGUGUUCCAUCUCUACAACACACACACACACACACACACACACACACACACACACUCUCUCUCUCUCUCUCUCUCUCUCUCUCUCUCUCUCUCCAUCCCACCUCCUUGGAAUUAUUUAGUCUUUGCAAUAUUAGAAACCUUGACUCUGAUGCUUGAAGCGUCUUGUCCAUGGUUCCUGUUUGAUGGCUUUCAAUAGAAGCGAUCGAGAUUGUAGAGGGGGCAUUUUUGGAUGCCCCAGAGCCUGGGGGCACUACUAAGAAGGCUAAACUUAGUCCCCACAACAAAGACUCAUCCUGUCCAAUGCCAACAUUAUUCCCAUGGAGAAACACUGGCAUGGAUUUGCACUAGGUUGUAUAUGGGCAAAGCUGUCUUCCCCAAGUGGACCCUCAGUGCAUGCAAGUCUGACGGUGGUUUCCAGGUCUUGUGGGCUAGAGAGAGCCAUUUACAAAGUGGGUCUUGGGAGAGCUGGGCACAUGCAGCUGCACUGAGAGUGAUGUCAGUGAGACCUAAGACAAAGUGCCGAGCUCCCCAUCAACUACAAAAUACGACGUCAGCUUUCCAGAUUCUGGGCUUCUCCCCAUGUAGGAAUCUAAUAGAAAGCAGCCAGAAUAAACCCCUGAUGCUAGAGAGGCCUGGGGAGAGAGCCGAUGGGGCUCAGACUACAUAUGGCAGGCUAAUCGGAGCCCUUGUGGAGUGAGGGUGUGAGAGCGUGCUUGUGAGAUGGCAGGAGGUGGGGUGUGCUCGUGUGGAGUGUGUGUGUGCAGACGCAUGCGUGUGCAGGCAGUGGGGGUGCAUGGCGGUGUGCCUGUGGAGUCGGUGGGCUCUGCAUGGAAGGGGUGAUGUGUGCUGGGGGAGACUCCAGACAUCUCAGGAGCUGUCUUUCUUCAUCUGAGCUGUGCCCGUUGAGGCAUCUGGAGACUGAGAAAGAAUCAAAGACAGAGAAGACCAGCCAUGCUUCUGUGUUCUGUCACUCCAUGACUUCAUCUCACUGUUACAGACAGCUGCCAUCAGAGGGCUGGGGGGAGGGAGUUCUUGGAGGGGGGACUUCUGGGGAAAAUCCUAUAGCUUGCUUGACUUUACUUUGUCCCAGGUUGGGGUCCCUACCCUUCCACCUCCCACCUGGUAUGCAGUGCUUUUGACUAUCUUAUGCAUGGUUUAUUCCUCUGGCUUGGAUGACAACAAUACCCAUAGUCAGUUUUCCUAUGUAACUAUAGAUCAAAUGAUGCAGUAACGGGCCUUGGGAGGCCUCAGGUGUGCAAGUGCCUCUGGGAGGCGCAGAUGUACACACCCAGCACUGACUUGUGUUCAAGCACGAGAUGGAUGUAAUCAGAUUGUCUGGCCUCUACAACAGGUUUUGCAUUGUAGAAUUGUAUUUAGCUUUGCCUUGGAUGAAAUAAAAAUUAUGUUUAAUAAUUUGGGA
This is a messenger RNA of Cebus imitator (Panamanian white-faced capuchin), 4730 nucleotides long. It is a transcript of the gene SCN4B, whose product is annotated as sodium voltage-gated channel beta subunit 4. Bases 225 to 992 code for a protein of 255 amino acids. The record is from RefSeq and is a predicted model, not a curated record. Gene Ontology annotation, cellular component: voltage-gated sodium channel complex; membrane. Gene Ontology annotation, biological process: regulation of ventricular cardiac muscle cell membrane repolarization; regulation of sodium ion transmembrane transporter activity; cardiac muscle cell action potential involved in contraction. Gene Ontology annotation, molecular function: transmembrane transporter binding; sodium channel regulator activity. NCBI's taxonomy places the organism in Eukaryota, Metazoa, Chordata, Mammalia, Primates, Cebidae. The transcript is spliced from 5 exons.